Olea europaea var. sylvestris is the source of this 1317-nucleotide messenger RNA. RefSeq lists its product as uncharacterized. The transcript has 2 exons. The coding region runs from base 1 to 1317 and encodes 438 amino acids. The record is from RefSeq and is a predicted model, not a curated record. NCBI's taxonomy places the organism in Eukaryota, Viridiplantae, Streptophyta, Magnoliopsida, Lamiales, Oleaceae.
AUGGAAAUUGUUAGCAAUUUCACAUAUGAAGGUGCGAAUGAUGAGGUUAUAAGAAUGAGGUUAUUCGUGCAGACUCUGAAAGAUAAGGCAAGAGAGUGGAUUGACACUCUACCUUCGAGGAGUAUCACGAGUAGGGUGGAGCUGGUACAAAAAUUCACUACUAAAUUUUUCCCACCUGCUCGUGUGGCCAAGUUAAAGCACGAUAUAACCACUUUCCAACAACUUGACUCUGAAACCUUUCACGAGGCUUGGGAGAGGUUCAAGGACAUGCUAAGAAAGUGCCCAAACAAUGGGAUUACUUUAGCACAACAAGUCCAGUACUUCUACGCCGGGUUAACUCCUUCUCACCGCUCAAAUGUUGACUCAUCGUCAAACGGAUCAAUCCAAAACAAAAGUAUCCGAGAGGCGUAUGAGCUAUUUGAGGUGAUGAGUGAACAGAGUGCCAUGUGGCCAGAUAGACGUGCUAAAGUGGGAGUUAGUGGAGCUCGAGAGAGUGAAGCAUACUCUCUUAUGUUAUCAAAGAUUGACUUUCUAGCACGAAAAGUAAAAGGACUUUCUACUUCGUCAUCUGGCUCUCAUUCAGCUCAUAUGGUCCAAUCCCCAUCAGUCUGUGAAAUGUGCGGAGCUAAUCAUUUGAGUUCAAGAUGUCCGUUGAUUGCCAGUAGUUCGGGAUCCACCGAGCAAUUGGCAUAUACACAAAAUUUUCAAUGCCCUGGGUACAAUCCUUACGCUCAAACUUAUAACCCUGGAUGGCAUAAUCACCCUAACUUCUCUUUUGGGAAUAACCAGAAUGUGUUAAAUCCUAAACCACAAGAGAAGAAAGAAGGUUGGGAAGAGGCCAUUGCUAAGCCUCCAGGGGCUUUACCCAAUGACACUGAAACAAAUCCCAGAGAGAAUGCAAAGGCCAUUAUUACUAGGAGUGGGAUUCAAUUGCCUGAACCUACGGUAGUACAGCGAAAGGCUCGAGCUGACAAAGAACCAAUCGUUGAAAAUGAGGUGGUGCAAGCACCUAAAGAGGUUGUUGAAGAAGGUAAGACUGAUGAACAGGAGCCAUUAACAUCAAAGACUCCAAUUCCAGUCAAAGCCUAUGUACCUCCUAUUCCUUUCCCUCAAAGGCUCCAGAAGCAUAAACUAGAUAUUCAAUUUGGUAAGUUUUUGGAGGCGUUUAAAAAGCUACACAUUAACAUUCCGUUUGCAGAUGCUCUGGCUCAAAUGCCGAGUUAUGCGAAGUUCAUGAAAGAUAUCCUUUCUAACAAAAGGAAACUUAAAGAGCAUGAAACGGCGAUGUUGACGGAAGAGUGUAGCGCCAUUCUCUAG